Hirsutella rhossiliensis is the source of this 1833-nucleotide messenger RNA. Its product is annotated as r3H domain-containing protein. The coding region runs from base 1 to 1833 and encodes 610 amino acids. Gene Ontology annotation, molecular function: mRNA binding. The transcript is spliced from 4 exons. Lineage: Eukaryota; Fungi; Ascomycota; Sordariomycetes; Hypocreales; Ophiocordycipitaceae. Gene Ontology annotation, cellular component: nucleus; cytoplasm. The record is from RefSeq and is a predicted model, not a curated record.
AUGAGUCAACAACAUCAGCAUGAUUUAGGCUAUCUGGACUACUCUUCUCCCGCCAACCGCUCCCCGAGCUCCAGGCAAAACUACGCCGGCGGCGCUGCCUUUGCCUCGGGUCUCUCGCUGCCCCGCCAGGCUCAGCGUCCCUUUGAUGCCCCGCUCAGCUCGUCUGCCCUCUAUCCCACCGAGAGGAUACCCGCCGGCUUCAAUCCCAGGGCCCUCGACAGCAUGGCCGCCGCCGCCGGAAUGCACGGCGGCUACAUGCUGGACAAUGGUCAGACGUGGAACUACAGCACCGCCGGAGUCGCAACCGUCAACGGUGCCAUGCACGGGUCCAAUCGCCAGAGGAGCGUAAAUCGCCGCGCCGCGCUGCCUCAGAACUGGACCGAUCACAGCGCUCUGGCCAUGCCAAACAACCUGCAGCCCUUCCCGGGCAGCCUCAACGGAGGCCACAUGCAAAACGGCGGUCUCCGUGUCGACCAGGGUCCCUCGCACACCUCUCCUGACCUCCGAUCAACCGCCUCUGACGGCGACCAGCUCAUCCCCACGGCCAUUGUCAUCAAGAACAUUCCCUUUGCCGUGCGCAAGGAGACGCUGGCGUCCAUCAUGCUCGAUAUGAAUCUCCCCCAGCCCUACGCCUUCAACUAUCACUUUGACAACGGCGUUUUCCGGGGCCUUGCUUUUGCCAACUUUCAGUCAGCCGAGGACACGAGGGUUGUCAUCGACGCCAUGAAUGGCAUGGACGUUCACGGCCGUAAGCUGCGUGUCGAGUACAAGAAGAUGCUGCCCGAGGCGGAGCGAGAGCGCAUCGAGCGCGAGAAGAGGGAAAGGCGCGGUCAGCUGGAGGAGCAGCAUCGCGCGCCCAUGCUGCACCAGCAGAGCUCGAUCCAGUCGCUUGGCGGCAUUUCUCAGACACAGCAGAGAGGCCCCACUGCCCAUCUAGGAGACGUCGACCUCAACGACCCCCAGAACCUCGAGUUCUACACGGAGCUGGCCAUGUUCAAGCGCGACGACACGCGCGAGAUCCUCGUCUUUCCACCGAGCAUCGCCCCUGAGCAUCGGCGGUCCAUCCAUAUCCUUGCCCAUAACAUGGGCUUGGAGCACCAAUCGAUUGGCGAGGCUGACUCUCGUCAGCUCACGGUCCUCAAACGGCAGCAGCCUUCGCCAACGGCCAACGUCCACAACGCCGCCGUCGCCAACAGCCUGGACAUGCACAAGCGAGGACUGAGCCGCGCGGCCACGUUUGACUUUGCCGCCGACCGGGAAUCCCGCGCUGCCAGUAACAACUACGCCCACUUGCUGGGUCGCCAAGGCCCCACCCUCGAGCUUCCCGGGAGCCCCGACGGCGGCGGCAUCCCCAACAACCUGCGUGCCGCCAAGAGCUUCGCCGACCUGCGGUCCUUUACCCCAAGUCCGUCACAGGCAUCCUCGAGCUACCUGGUCCCCGGGGCCGGCGUGAGCAGCAUCGGGCCCGGCUCCACCGCCCGGUUCGGUGACUACCAUGGCCACGUCCAGCCGGGAAGCUCCGGCACGCCCGGCUCAAAGGGCGACAACGGCCUCGUCAGCGGCCUCGGCAACCUCAGCCUCAGCCCCUUUGACCCCAACACUAUGCAAACGCAAGCGCGAAACGCCCCGGGCGCCAUUGGGAGCCAGAGGCCCGGAGCAAGUGGCAACUCCAAGAGCGUUCCAGAGAGGCAGCCUCGCGGUCCCGAGUGGGAGUCGUCCGCCGGCUUUGGUGGGCGAGUCGGGCCCAAUGGUCAUGUGCAGCGUGGCAGCGAUUCCUCCGAUAGCGGCGCCCGCGUGGCCCCGAACUCGACUGGAGCCUCGAGGUACCAUUAA